GCACAUGACUGUCUUCCCUGAAUCCUUAGUACUGGGUGACAACAAUCAUGCAUCGAAAGUUAAUUACUGUAUAUCAAGGUUAUAAAUUCCUGCUUUCUGGCCGUCGCAUUAAUCAACUUCCACAAAAAUGCGUGUUAAGGUCAUCGCUGAUCGGCCACAGUCGAUUCCUCAGCUCCAGCCAGUCGUCUGAGGGAGAUGGAGGCUCGCGAGCAUCUCCUGCGACAGCCAAGGACCAGAGCCAAUCAGAGGUCAAGGAAUCUAAAGAUGCAGUAAGGGAGGAGGCCAAAGAGGUACAGAGAGACGACCAGCUCCAUGCAGCAGUGGUAGGGGAACCCCAGCUCCAUGCAACAGCGUUGGGGGAAAUACAGGUCCAGGCAGCAGCGGUAGAACCAGUAGGGGAACCCAAGCUCCAUGCAACAGCAGUAGGAGAACCAGUAGGGGAACCCCAGCUCCAUGCAACAGCGAUAGGAGAACCACAGGUCCAGGCAGCAGUGGCUGGAGAACCAGUAAGGGAACCCCAGCUCCAUGCAACAACGGUAGGGGAACCACAGGUCCAGGCAGCAGCGGAACCGGUACAAGAACCCCAGCUCCGAGAUGCAGCCGUUGAGGAACCGGUUGGAGAACUGCAGGUCCAGGCAGCAGCGGAACCGUUAGGAGAACCCAAGGGCCAGGCAGCACCAGUAGAAGAACCACAGAUCCAGGCAGCAGCGGAACUGUUAGGAGAACUGCAGGUCCAGGCAGCAGCGGAACCGUUAGGAGAACCCAAGGUCCAGGCAGAAACAGUAGAAGAACCACAGAUCCAGGCAGCAGCGGAACCGUUAGGAGAGCCCCAGGUCCAGGCAGCAGCCGAACCGCUAGGAGAACCCCAGGUCCAGGCAGCACCAUUAGGGGAACCGCAGGUCCAGGCAGCAGCGGAACAGUUAGGAGAACCCCAGGUCCAGGCAGCACCAUUAGGGGAACCGCAGGUCCAGGCAGCAGCGGAACAGUUAGGAGAACCCCAGGUCCAGGCAGCACCAUUAGGGGAACCGCAGGUCCAGGCAGCAGCGGAACAGUUAGGAGAACCCCAGGUCCAGGCAGCACCAUUAGGGGAACCGCAGGUCCAGGCAGCAGCGGAACAGUUAGGAGAACCCCAGGUCCAGGCAGCAGCGGAACCGUUAGGAGAGCCCCAGGUCCAGGCAGCAGCCGAACCGCUAGGAGAACCCCAGGUCCAGGCAGCACCAUUAGGGGAACCGCAGGUCCAGGCAGCAGCGGAACAGUUAGGAGAACCCCAGGUCCAGGCAGCAGCGGAACCGUUAGAAGAACCUCAGGUCCAGGCAGCAGCGGAACCACUAGGAGAACCCCAGGUCCAGGCAGCACCAGUAGAAGAACCACAAAUCCAGGCAGCAGCGGAACUGUUAGGAGAACCGCAGGUCCAGGCAGCAGUGGAACCGUUAGGAGAGCCCCAGGUCCAGGCAGCAGCCGAACCGCUAGGAGAACCCCAGGUCCAGGCAGCAGCGGAACCAUUAGGAGAACCUCAGGUCCAGGCAGUAGCGGAACCGUUAGGAGAACCUCAGGUCCAGGCAGCAGCGGAACCGUUAGGAGAACCCCAGCUCCGUGAUGCAGCGGCGAUGGCAGCUGUGUCUCAGGUUGCCAUGGGGGCGGCUCGCAACAUGGCUGCCACUCCUCAGGCAGAGAGCAGCCCAGCUGCAGCGCAGGAGAAGAAGGCAGACAGCGGGAAGAAGAGUCUCCUGGACUUACUGGGUGCCAUGAAGGUUGAAGUGACGACCAAGCGGAAAGCCAGGACACCACGUCCUCCUCAGUCAGAGCAGCCAAAGAGGAGCCAGGACAUGCCAACAAAACCUGUUGCAAGGGAGUCAACCAAGGUGAUGUUUCAGGAGGCCUCAGCAGCAGCAGCAGCAGCAGCAGUGGAGGAGAAUGUGCAGAAAGAAACAGGCUUAGCCCCUGAGCUGGUUGCCGCAGCAACAGCAGCUGCUUCCACACUGCCUAAUCGUAGCGAGGCAACCUCAGAGUUGCUCCAGCAACUAAGACGCCAUGAAGCCCAGACACACACCCAGCAGCAAGCAGGAGAGAGUAUCAGCAACAUCAUCGCUGAUAUGAAGGUGGGUAAACGAGGCAACGUACGCCCCGAUACUCGACCAGCCGGUCAGAUCCGUUUUGAUGAGGAUGGGCAGGGCUUCACACAUGAUAGAGGCAUCACCGGUGAACUGGAUGGAGUUCGCCGCAGAAAGAGUAACCUCAGUGGUAGGCGGAUAAAUAUCUUCACCACAAAGCCUGAGGAUUCACCAGCUCCUGAUGCAGGCCUGUCGCUAUGGGACCUUGAUUUGGUCAAUCGCAUAGCCACGGGAACCAGUCAGUAUCCACGGAAUGGAUUUGAUGAGAUGCUGCUCUGGACCAAGCAAGGAUCAUUUUGGCAGUAUCCAAUCAACAAUGAGGCUGGUCUGGAAGAAGAGUCGUCUGUACCGUUUCAUGAGCACGUGUUCCUGGAGAAGCACCUCUCAGAAGGGUUUCCAUCGCAGGGACCGGUGCGUCACUUCAUGGAACUGGUGGUCGCUGGACUGGCCAAGAACCCCUACCUCACAGCCAAUCAGAAGCAAGAGCACAUAGCCUGGUUUCGAGGAUACUUCCAGGAGAAGCAGGGGGUUCUGGAGGAGGCAGAGGGGUACGGCAGCUGAGGAACUUUAAGGGAGAAAUUGGGGAACUUGAAUACAACACAAGUUCAGGAAUUAGAUCAAUUCUAUCAUUAUAUCAAUUAGGGGGAGACACAUUCAGAAACCUUUCACAAAACAGGUCAAAGUCUAAUCAAUGGCGACAAACACCACAACAUAUGGGAGAACUUUAAAAUAUGUGAAACAAAAUACAAGUAACCGUUUCAAAAAGCCUUUCCAUUGGACACUUUUCCAGCAGUGUAAAUAUGCAUCGGUACAUAACUCCUCCUGCUCACUUGAAUAAGAUGCACACUUGUAUCAGCCACAUUGUCAUGUUCAUUUCAGAGCCCAGAAAAACAACUAAUCUAUUAGUUUCCCAUUUUCUGACGUGAGCGGCUGUGUGAGUAACCAUAAUACAAUGCUUUGACCUAGGCGCAGCAUGUGAAUGUACAUUUCUGUUCUCAUGUAGGCUAGUGUUGUUAUUUGAACUACCUUGUACAUUGAACAUUAAACGGGUCUACAUCCCCCCCAUUAACCAGUCAUGAUAAAUGUGUGUUGGCGGUUACAAUGAAUCCAAUAAAUAUAAUAGUUAUUUUUCACCAUGA
Molecule: messenger RNA, 3250 nt
Organism: Sardina pilchardus (European sardine)
Lineage: Eukaryota; Metazoa; Chordata; Actinopteri; Clupeiformes; Clupeidae
Exons: 7
Coding region: 48-2672 (874 amino acids)
Cellular component (GO): mitochondrial small ribosomal subunit
Molecular function (GO): structural constituent of ribosome
Source: RefSeq, a predicted model, not a curated record